GAAGAGGCCCCACAUCGAAGACGGAAACGACUAAAGGAUGAAGCUGCGGCGGCAGCGAAUAUGACUGCGGCGGGUACAGAAUCAUCCGGAGGCGAGAAGCAACUCCCGCCAGACGCAUCCUCGACACUAUCACAAGACGCGGCCGCCGCGCCUGCAAAAUCUUUUCGUCGUGUCUUUUCGAGCUAUCUAGCACUGACGAAACCUCGCCUUGCAUUUCUUAUUGUUCUCACAACGACUGCUUCUUACUCAAUAUACCCGGUGCCAGCUUUACUCAGUACGACUGUGACUUCGGCGCCAUCUUUGAGCACGCUCACACUCCUUUUCCUUACAACGGGCACAUUCCUCGCGAUUGCAUCCGCCAACACUCUGAACAUGCUCUUUGAGCCUCAACAUGAUGCGAAAAUGAGCCGCACACGUAAUCGCCCCCUGGUCCGCGGUCUCGUGAGCUCACGAGCUGCCCUCAUUUUCGCUGCAGCCACUGGUGCUGCAGGCACUGUCCUUCUGUGGUAUGGCGUCAAUCCAACGACUGCACUCCUCGGUGCAACGAACAUCGCUCUGUAUGCUUUUGCCUAUACUCCGCUGAAGCGCAUCCAUCCCGUCAACACCUGGGUGGGUGCCAUAGUUGGAGCCAUUCCGCCUUUGAUGGGUUGGUGCGCGGCGGGCAGCCAAUACGUGACCAGUGUCCCUCAAGCAAACAGCAGCGAUGGAGGCUUCUUGUCGAGCCUCGUCGCCGAGUCCUCCGAGCUUCUCUUCACUCCAGCUGCAACAGGGGGUUGGCUGCUCGCAGCUUUGCUUUUCGCAUGGCAAUUCCCUCAUUUCUUCGCUUUGUCUCACGCAGUGCGACAUGAGUACGCUGGUGCAGGAUAUCGAAUGCUGACUUCGACCAAUAUACCCAUGGCAGCGCGAGUCAGCUUGCGAUACAGCAUUGCCAUGUUCCCUAUCUGUGCCGCGUUGAGCUGGACCGGUGUGACGGACCCGGCUUUCGCGAUGCUGAGUGCUGGUGCGAACGGCUGGAUGGCCAAGGAGGCAUGGCGAUUUUGGCGACUGAAUGGUGAGAAGGGAAGCGCGAGAGCUCUGUUCUGGGCCAGCGUGUGGCAAUUGCCCAUUGUACUGGUACUGGCGAUGGUGCUCAAGAAGGGACUGCUUGGACGCGUGUGGAGCGGAAUAUUUGGCGAGGAAGACAUUUUACCUGAAGAAUGGGACGACGAAGAG
Molecule: messenger RNA, 1212 nt
Organism: Dissoconium aciculare CBS 342.82
Lineage: Eukaryota; Fungi; Ascomycota; Dothideomycetes; Mycosphaerellales; Dissoconiaceae
Product: protoheme IX farnesyltransferase
Exons: 1
Biological process (GO): heme biosynthetic process
Cellular component (GO): mitochondrion; mitochondrial membrane
Molecular function (GO): protoheme IX farnesyltransferase activity
Source: RefSeq, a predicted model, not a curated record